Messenger RNA from Gordionus sp. m RMFG-2023, 5557 nucleotides. RefSeq lists its product as uncharacterized. Gene Ontology annotation, biological process: negative regulation of smoothened signaling pathway. The coding region runs from base 91 to 5496 and encodes 1801 amino acids. NCBI's taxonomy places the organism in Eukaryota, Metazoa, Nematomorpha, Gordioida, Chordodea, Parachordodidae. Gene Ontology annotation, molecular function: smoothened binding; hedgehog family protein binding; hedgehog receptor activity. The record is from RefSeq and is a predicted model, not a curated record. The transcript is spliced from 25 exons. Gene Ontology annotation, cellular component: plasma membrane.
UCUUCAUACGAUUUUAGGAUUUAAUAUUUGAUCUUUGCUAUCGCUUGGAUUUUUUUUUUUAAAAAUCACAUUUUGAAUUGAUUAUGACACAUGGAAAAUCAAGUACACUGUGACAAUAUAUUCCAUAUCUCAAUUUGGGACAGAUGUGACAAAUUAUCCAGGAUCACAAAAAAGAUCAACGUAAAAGUCGAACAUUACCAUGAAAAAUCGCGACGGGGUUCCGAGAGUUCCAUUAAUCAACAUCAUUCAAUUAUUAACAAUGCAAAUUCAAGUUCCAACGAUCCUCAUUGUCUCUCGUCUCGUUGCCGGAGUCAUAAUGCCCACGGAAUCAGGAUGCAGAAACUUUUGCAAAAGUCGUUUAAAUGUGUGGGCCGUUCGCUGAACGUGACUUACAUAGCCUACCUCUUUUUGGGACUCAUAGUAUUCACGCCGCUCAGUUUGACUUAUUUCAAAAAGGAAACCCUUAUUGGGGCUUUCGAAGAAUUGUAUACAUACGAUCCCAUCGUAUCAUUACCAUCAUACUGGACCGGUUCCUAUUACUCCGAAAGUUUUUCCCAUAUAAAUAGCAAUAAAAAUAAUUCUUGGUCUCAGGGCCAGGAUGCCUCAUAUCAGAGUAUCCUUACAAAUAAACCCUGGUUGAGACCUAAUCGAUAUUGGAUCGCGGAUCCACCCGACAACGACCGAAUAUCAUCUCAAAGUCCUAAUUCGCAUAGUAGCGGCGUCAUAAAAAUCCCUAUAAUUCAAUCAUGGUCAGGAACAACCAAUAAUAAAGGCGAAUCUAAACAAAAACAACAUCAAAGCGCCUCCGAAAUUACCGCUCAAACAUUUAAAAAUAUCGGAGAAACAAACAUCGGCAAUCGGAUGAAAAUGUCUAGCCAUUUGGAGAUGAUCAAAAGCCUCGUAGACAUAGAAGUCGAAGUCUUUGAUAGCAAAUGGAGCCUCUCGGAUAUCUGUUACAAGCCGACGAUUCCUAAAAUGGAUUACCUAUCAACACAACUGGUUAUCGAUAUUUUUAAAAAUACGAUUGAUCGGUUUUUUAAAAAACUAGCUCAUCACCUGAUUCCCUGUAGCAUCGUAACACCUCUAGAUUGUUUUUGGGAAGGCUCCAAAUUGCAUCCUAAACCCGUUACUAAUUUACCUCUACCAAAUGGUAAUACUAUCGAUCUGAGAUUCGAAACGUUAAAACCGGCCAAACUUAUUAAUCUUAUCCAAACAAGCGGUUUACCUUUCAAUUCAGAGCCUUUGAUCAAUUUCGCUAAUAGCUUUCAGAUAAACCAAGAUGGAUACACCACAAAAUCAUGUUUGAAUCCCGAAGAUUCCGAAUGUCCUAAUAAAAAUUCUAGUAUUACAAAUGAUACAUUAACUCGCGGCAUAAAAGAUGGCGGGUGCAUAGGUAUGUCACGCGUAUUUAACAAGUGGCCUCUCCACUUGAUUAUGGAUUAUGAUGCCAUAAGCAAAGAUCACCAGCAGGGAACGGAACCUAGCACCUAUGAUAUUCUAGCACUUCAAACCACUAUCCAGCUCAUGAAUCCCUUCGAUCUAUACGAGUACUGGCGUUACAGUUCAAAAAUUCAAACAACAUCAAUCUCUAUGAAAUUUGACACCAAUACUAAUAUCGGUAAAAAUUGGAGCCCUCACAUGGCCAAAGUUAUCCUGAUAACCUGGCAAAGACAAUUCCAGGCUAGGAUUGAUUCUAUCCAUUCAAAGGCUUAUCAGGAUGAAAGAGGGAUAAAGGAAAACGAGUUUAAGAUUAAAAAUGAAAAUUACAACGGGAUACUGGCAGGAUUAACACCGCAAACGUUUGCGGAUCAAUAUUCCACACUAAUUAGCGAUUAUUUGAAGCGGAAACGGAUAUUGGGUCUUCUUUUUUGCAGUUUCGUUUAUCUUUUCGUUUCUACAACCCUGACUUUGAAGAUCGUGUCGGAGAGUUUGUACGUGGCAGUGGUCGCCAUUUUCGUGAACUCGGUUUCGAUUGUGUCUGGCUUGGGGAUAUUAUACUUGAUGGGAAUCGCUCAAAAUCCUAUGUUUGAGGUAUUGCCAAUUUUAACCUUUGGGGUUGGUUUGGAGACCAUAUUUCACAUAAUCCAUAAACUCAAUCUGAUUCUUAAAAAUUUCGUCUUCAGAAACUAUGGCAAUUCUUCGGCUGACGAGGAAUCGGAUAGAAAGGGAAUAUUUAAAACCCAAUUAUUACCUGCAUGGUUCCAGCUUUUGGGUCCAACUUUCGUGAUCUGCUUGUCCUUCAAACUUAUCGCUAUAUCGUGCAGCCUAUUAAUACCGAUCAAAGCUAUUAGAACAUUUGGAUAUUCUCUCCUCAUAUUGUCACUAUUAAACCAAAUCACGCUUCUCGUAAUAUUUCCUAGUUUGAUUUAUCUAUUUUUAACACGCAACAAAUGCCGUUUCCUGGACAAAUUCUACAACAAACGAAAGUCAGAGUUUGUUGGCAAAAAUAAAUGUGACCCAACUAUUUUACAUCAUGGUUCCAGCAUAUAUUACGAAAUGCAACAAAAUCUCCCCUCGCACAAUGUCCCUGAUAUUGUUUCCUCGUGUAGUAAUGAUAAUAGCGACUAUAAAUCACGUUACAAGGUCGAUAAUAAUUUUAUCAAGUUAUCGCCCUCGUGUUACAAUCUGAGAAACGGUAAUCGCGAUGGGUAUUAUAAUAUUUACGAAAAAGGCAGACGAUUUCAUGUAUCCUCGUUUGGGCAUUAUUUAGAAACGUAUUAUUUUAAGCUUCUUUUCACAUCUUCGCAUUUGAAAUCGACGGAUAUUGACGACAAUAAUAAUAAAUAUUAUGGCUGGUUUAGAUGGUUCAAGCUAGAUCAAGGUUUUACCAAGAUUAAUCUUCGAUCAAAUAAGCAUCCACGCGAUACGGGUCAAUCUUUUGACGCAAGUGAUAAACCAUUAGUGCUUAGAAAUUUUACAUCACGCUUCGUGUUAUUUUGUGGUUUGACGAUAUUGAUCGCGUUUUUGUCAAUAAUCGCUAUCGGUUACUAUCAAAAGCAUUUCCAUGCCUUUGAAUACCAUAAAGAUCAUUCUGCCUCAAAAAAUUAUCAGAACCUAGAUUUUCGUGUAAAACUAAACAACGAUCCAUCAUAUCCUCACCGGAUACUAAAUUGGGGACGAUUUGAUAUAUCCAUGUUUUAUCCUAGCCAUUCACCGUCUAUAACUCAUUUCGAAGCUCUAAAUCUCUUGCAUUUUGAUAUAGAACCCGUAUUUUACUUACUUCUACACAAGGAUACCAGCGAUUAUAACCAAUUCACCCAAUUUAGUAAACCCAAGCAAAGAGCUCUCUAUAGAUUGUUGCAAGAUCUUGUAGAUGAUUCCUCUGGAACGAUUAUUUCCGAUUUCGUAAAUUCGACUAGCUCUGAAUAUUUUCUAUAUUCUGAAAUCUUUUAUGAUACAUUAAGAACUAAUAAUGAGAAGAAAAAUGGUAGUUAUAAUAACGAAAUUGUGGACAUAAUGGAUCACGCAAACAAUUAUUCUGCUGAUCAAGAUCACGCGUGUAGAAGCGUCAACUUUUGGUUAUGCCAUAUGAGGGAUUGGUUGUUGACCAUUCAAGAUGAUUAUCAACGCGACAUCAUGCUAAAGAACAUUCAAUUGAAACCCACAUUACCUCUCCUAAAAUCGGAAAAAUCGAACAAAAAUGAAGAUCAUGAUAAAAUGAUGGUAUGGCACCCCAACGCUAGUAUUAACGGGAUUUUAGCCGGGGCUUUAAUAGAACAGACCAGAAAAAUAUUUGCACAGAACGUCAGAGAUGAUCAAAAGCAUGGAUUGUUUAGACCAUUCAAAGCAACUGGAUUUCUUAGAAACGGUCGAAUGAAGGACGUCAAAAAAUUUGGCCAGAAUCUAUUUAACGCGCGCGAUUUUCAAUUGGUGAACGAUGACGGAAUGAUAAAUCCCUUAGGGUUUCGCCAUUAUACCACUGCGUGGGUGAGUAGAUCCGAAAGCCUUUACGGUGAAAGUCAGCCCAAUUUUGAGCCCCAUAUAAACGAGGAUGAAUGGACCUUUGACCCCUACGAACUUGAUUUUGAAAUUCCCAAGUCCAGGCAUUUUCUAUCCUCCACCGUUCCUUUUUACAUCAAGGGAGUAAACCUGAGAAAUGCCCAUGGAGUUGACUCAUUGCUGAAAUUAAUCGGCAAUGAUAAAAUGAUCGAUAAAGACGCAAACCUAUCUCCUCACAUUAGAAGCCUCUUCGUAGGAUUACCCUUCUCUAUAUAUCAGCAAUUCAUAUCUUUCCAUCUAUGGUGCUUCAUAAUAGUGACCGUGCUAGCGUUUUUUUAUGUCAUGCUGAUACUUUUUUGGUUUGGAAUAAGCCAUUUAACUAAAGUAUCGGAUAGUGCUCAUGUCAAAUCACACCUUGAAAAUGUUGCUACAGACUUAUAUAGGGAAAAAGAUGGUAUUGGUGUUUCUACGGAAACUGUAAGAAACUAUAAUUUCGGCUUAAUUCUUUCGGGAUUUACAGUAUUCCACCUAAUUUACAUUCUGAUGAGUUGUUUGGUUUUAGCGGCUACAGGAUAUUUUAAAUGUUACGGUGGGAAAAAUCGAUUAUCGUUUCCAAGAGACAAUGACAUGCCAGGAAUCAAUUACUAUAACAUAUUAGGAAUUUUAUUGGCUGUCGCGAUGAGUUCUGGAUUUUUCGUUCGAUUCAUACAUGCCUAUACAACUUUUCUGGGGAGAAAGCAACACCGAUUAAAGAUGGUCUUACGUACAUUUACCUCUUUGUUAUUCAACAUGGCCGUUGGUUAUGCCAUUUGCGUCAUUAGCCUCAAAUUUUCGUCUUUUUUGGUCGUUCAAAAAUUACUAUGCGACUCAUUAAUUAUAGGCUUAAUAACUACAGUCUCGCUCAUCUUUAUUCUGUAUCCCAUCAUAGUAUGCGCUACACCUCUAAAUUCAAUGAUCGUGCUUUCACGUGAAUCAUAUCACUUCAUCAUGCCACCCAUAGAUAAAAAUACUUCUACCGUCGAAAAUAAUUAUAACGCCAAUUCGCCGCCCGCUACACAAAAUAACCUACAAUUCGGUAGGAAUCAAGAAAUGAAACGAUUAAUGGUAGAUAAUUGUAGAUAUAAUACAGAAAAGGUCGAUAUUUCUCGUUAUAUUAGCAAAAAUUAUGGCAGGAGUAAAAGAAAGGGUCAUCGCAAUAACAAAUACUUGUUCUCCAUUUCUGAUAACUCGUUAUCAACUAUAUCAGAAGAGAACUUCUCAACGAAUUCCAAAGAGAGUAUUACGGUCGAGCCCAAUAUAUAUAUUCAUAUACCCAAUAUGAAUGACAUUGAUGGCAAAAACAAUACCGUGAUAAUAAAUCGUAACACGCCACAGAAAGAUUUUAUCGAAAGUGAAAACGUCGAAAGAGAAUUUACCAAGAAGAGUAGAUUGGAUAAUAUAAACAUGAGUCCAGGUCAUCAUCAUAUCACGAAAAUAACGGCUACCGCUACGAUUAUAAUCGAAGGCAACUCAAAUACUAUGUAUACGCAUGGGAAACAAAACAUAAAUCAAGAAUGAUAAAUUGUUUAUAAAAAAUGCGAAUUUUUAUUAUAAUUUAUAUUCGUUGAUUGUUCUAUAA